AUUAUCAUGAAACGACCUUUUCGAGGUCUACCUUGCUGCCUUGACCAAAUAAAAAUUAUUGAAUAAAGCUAACCUCAAAUGUCAGAGUUUUAAAUUUAAAUUUUAAAAUUAAUAUUUUCAUUCUAUUUUCCAUUACAUUAAUUGUUUGUGAUUUAAAUGAAAUACGGACAUAUUUCUACUUGAGAAAUGUCUACACGAUGGUAUCCAGUUUACCAAAAAGGCGGUCCACAAUUGAGGGUGUUCUUACCAAAUUUUUGGUUAAAAUUAGUGCGACCAACACACGAGCAACCCCCAAAUGUAGUUCAGUUUGCUUGUUCAAUGCAAAUGACGAAACAUGAUGUUAAGAACUACCUAGAGAAAAUUUACAACAUUAAAUGCAUCGAUGUAAGAACAAGAAUACAUAUGACAAAAACAAGAAAAGAUCCGGGGAAAGGCUAUGUGGUUAAAGAUGAUGAUAUAAAAUAUGCAUAUAUAGUACUACCAAAAGGUGAAUCUUUUAAGUUUCCCGACCUGUUUAAAGAGGAAGACAAACAAGCAGAAUCAGAUCAUGAAAAAGCCAUAAAAGAAGCCAAAAAAGGGUACCAAGAAUUUCUGGAUAAAAAUAAAAAUAGACCCAGCCUACCUGGUUGGUUUACAGUGUAGUAAAAUUAUUUCAUACUUUAGUUAUUAAAAUAGUGAUUAAUUAAAUUGUCAAAUUAUAAUUUUAAUGAAUAAAAUUAUC
Messenger RNA from Anoplophora glabripennis (Asian longhorned beetle), 721 nucleotides. It is a transcript of the gene mRpL23, whose product is annotated as probable 39S ribosomal protein L23, mitochondrial. Gene Ontology annotation, biological process: mitochondrial translation. NCBI's taxonomy places the organism in Eukaryota, Metazoa, Arthropoda, Insecta, Coleoptera, Cerambycidae. Bases 187 to 642 code for a protein of 151 amino acids. Gene Ontology annotation, cellular component: ribosome; mitochondrial large ribosomal subunit. Gene Ontology annotation, molecular function: structural constituent of ribosome. The transcript has 3 exons. The record is from RefSeq and is a predicted model, not a curated record.